CCUCCACCUCUCAUUUCAUUCUCAGUUUCUCACUACACUACUUCCACUUUUUCCUGUUCUGUUCCCUUCACUUAAUUAACGAUGCAAGGCCUUCGCCGCUGCUCGAACGACGUCGUCCAGCUAGACCUCUCCACCCCAACCACCACCACCACCACCACCACCACCACCUCUUCUUGUUCUCUCUCCAUCGACGUGGACGAAUCAACGGAGGCCCGCAUCCAGCGCCUGAUCUCGGAGCACCCUGUGAUAAUCUUCACGCGGUCCUCGUGCUGCAUGUGCCACGUCAUGAAGAAGCUCCUAGCCACCAUCGGCGUCAACCCCACCGUCAUCGAAUUGGACGACCACGAGAUCGCCGCCCUCCCCUUUCCCGACAACAACCACCGCAACCCCAUCCCCGCCGUCUUCAUCGGCGGCGACUCCGUCGGCGGCCUCGAGUCUCUCGUCGCCCUUCACGUCUCCGGCCACCUCGUCCCCAAACUCGUCCAAGUUGGCGCCCUCUGGGUGUGAUAACAACAUCAUUAUCAUAAUAAUCACAAUCAUAAUAAUAAUUAGUUAAUCAAUUACCAGUUACCUCCACCAUCCCAAUCAAGUCAAAUACCAGCCACAAAUAUAUUAUUAUCAUUAUUUACUUCCAGAAAAGGAAAAAAAAACUAAUUAUAUAAUUUUGGGUCUUCUUUCUAUGUGAAAUGGAAUCUCAAUUGAUGGAGUUUUAUUCUUAUUCUUUUUUAUUUUAUUUAUUUAAUUUAAUUGAGUUCUUAUUUAGUGUUGUUUUUGUUGUUGUUGCUGUGAGUGAAAAAGAGAGAGGUCAAAAUGGGGGGCUUGGAAUCAAUCUGCUAGUGUAGUAUGGUUGGGCGUGAAGAAUACUCAGUGGGGUUUGAGUGACACGUGUUAGGAAAGGGCAUCUGUGUUUAGUGAUCUUGAGAGCCACAAGGGCAUGACUCGGUUUAGUUUAUCAUCAUGGUAUAUGACUCAUUUAGUUUAUCAUUA
Molecule: messenger RNA, 987 nt
Organism: Glycine soja
Lineage: Eukaryota; Viridiplantae; Streptophyta; Magnoliopsida; Fabales; Fabaceae
Product: glutaredoxin-C6-like
Exons: 1
Coding region: 82-507 (141 amino acids)
Source: RefSeq, a predicted model, not a curated record